UGACCUGUGCUGUGUCUGCUGUGUUCCCUCUCCCAGACCCGCGUCCCCCAUGUCCGGCUGCGUGACCUCGGGCCUCGUCGUGCUCAUGGUGCCCCUGCUGGCCCUGGUGCUGCUCAGUCCCAUCAGCUGGAGUUACGAGGUGGUGAGUCCCGGCUGCCACCUCUACCCCUUCAAUGUGACCAUUCGCAGCGACCGCAAGGGGACAUGUCGCGGGACCCACGUGGUGUACGCCUGCGUGGGCUACUGUGAGUCCAGCGCCUUCCCGUCGCGCUACUCGGUCCUGCUGGCGUCCAACUUCACCCACAACAUCACCUCGGCCUCCAGGUGCUGCACCAUCAGCCGAGAUGCCAAAGUGAAAGUGCGGCUGGACUGCCCCCGGGGCCGCCACCACGAUGACAUAGAGAUUGUGACGGCACAAGCGUGCAGGUGUGAUAUGUGCCGCAAGUCCCGCUACUGAGGAGCAAUGGCAACGCAACUUAUCCUACAGAACAGUGCAACCUUUCAUGGUUUCAUACACCAGAGAGAGGGAGAGAGAGAGUAUAUGUGUGUGUGUGU
This is a messenger RNA of Alosa sapidissima (American shad), 555 nucleotides long. It is a transcript of the gene gpha2, whose product is annotated as glycoprotein hormone subunit alpha 2. Gene Ontology annotation, molecular function: hormone activity; hormone receptor binding. The transcript is spliced from 3 exons. The coding region runs from base 50 to 457 and encodes 135 amino acids. Lineage: Eukaryota; Metazoa; Chordata; Actinopteri; Clupeiformes; Clupeidae. Gene Ontology annotation, biological process: cell surface receptor signaling pathway. Gene Ontology annotation, cellular component: extracellular region. The record is from RefSeq and is a predicted model, not a curated record.